Messenger RNA from Hevea brasiliensis (rubber tree), 2055 nucleotides. Its product is annotated as CDK5RAP3-like protein. The coding region runs from base 108 to 1820 and encodes 570 amino acids. Gene Ontology annotation, cellular component: endomembrane system. NCBI's taxonomy places the organism in Eukaryota, Viridiplantae, Streptophyta, Magnoliopsida, Malpighiales, Euphorbiaceae. Gene Ontology annotation, biological process: regulation of cyclin-dependent protein serine/threonine kinase activity; regulation of mitotic cell cycle. The transcript has 10 exons. The record is from RefSeq and is a predicted model, not a curated record.
AAAAAAGGGAAAAAAAAAAAAAAAGAAGAAGCGUUAAACUGUCGAUUCACUAGCAAUUAACAGAGAAAGAAAAGAAGCUACUGAAGCUGUGUGUGUAAAAUCAAGAAAUGCAGACUCCAGAGGACAUUCGAAAUCUUCCUAUCGAUAUCACCUUUUCUCGUCUCGGAGAAUGGCUGGUUGAUCGGAAGAGAAUUCCUGCCGAUUGGAGAAAACGGAUUUCCGCUGUCAGAGCUCGAAUUUCCAAGGAGUUCUAUUCUCUGCCUAAGGAUAUCGAUACCUAUUUCCAAACCCUGGACCCUGAAGGGAUAGGGUACUUAGAGGCCAAGAAAAUUUAUGAUAUUCUUGUGAAAACAACUCCAGAAAGCCGGAAUAUAUUUGGCCGGCUAUCAGGUGCUGCUGGUGCUUGGGAGGCAAUUGAGCAUUCUUUUGAGAAAGACUAUAUCUACCUAGGUGAGGCUGCCCAAAUAAUAAUUCAAAAUGUAAAUUAUGAAAUACCAUAUCAGAAAAAGCAGGUACAGAAGAUCCAGCAACAACUUGCAGAACUAGAUCGCAAGGAGGCUGACAUAAAAAGAAGUGCAUCUCUUUCAGCAGCUAAGUAUGUUGAGGCUUGUCAAGAGCUUGGAUUGCAGGGAAACAAUGUCAGGUCUGAACUCUUGGAGACUGCAAAAUUGCUUCCAAGCACUUUUAGCAGGAUUCUAGAAGUUAUAAAUAGUGAUUCUAUGCUGCGGGCAAUAGAGUAUUAUUCCACUUUUGUCAAAGAUGUUCACACUGAAAAUGAAAAAUCUUCAUGGACGGUGUUGUCGAACUUGAAAAAUAUUCAUGAAAAUCCCCCUUCUCUAAAUGUUUCUGCUGGCCUGGAUAUCCUUGAUGCUGAAAAUGUUGAAUUAAGUUAUGAUGAAUCAAGCCAUGUGAGACAGGAUGGGGAUUUUACUGCAGAUAAUAUUGACUGGGAUAUUUCUGUUGAUAGCACUCAGAUUGAUUGGGAUAUUGGUGCUGUGGAAGAAACAGAUGAUGGUGGUAAUGGUUUGGGUCCUUAUGAAAUUGUGAAUGCUAGUGAGAUCAUACAGAAUUCAUCACAAAAUGAAGCUAUAGAAUCUGAUCAAGCCCCAUUAAAUAAAGGGGAAGACAGCUUGCAUCCAGAGAUUUCUGUGUCAGAUAUAUCUUGGGAUAUUAGCGUUGAAACACCUCAGGUGGAUGUGAUUGAUGAUGUCAAUUUGCCCAAUGUCAGUGUGGAAAAUCAGACACAUAUUCCAGAUUCUUUAACUCAAAAGCCAGGAGUGAAGGAAGACAGGAGCCAACUCUUGGAGACUGAGUACAGGAAUAAACUCCUUGAUGAUUUGUAUGAGAUCAAAGCAUUUUUGAGCCAACGAUUGGCUGAGUUGAGAAGUGGAGAAACUUUGUCCUUGCAACAUCAAGUCCAGUCAGUUGCUCCCUUUGUGCUGCAGCAGUACACUCCUGAUGCCAUCGAGACAAUGUUGUCUGAUGUUUCCUUGGCAAUUUCCUUGCUGACAAAUCGUAAAACAUUAGACUUGAUCAUGAUUCUCAACUCCAAAAGAUUUCUGGACAGACUAGUGAGUACAUUGGAGGAAAAGAAGCAUCACGAGCUGAAGUUAAAAGAGGGAUUGAAGGACUUGGCUGCUAAACGGAUGGAACUUCACAAUUCUUUAUCUUCAUCAUGGCCAAAGCAGGAAGCAGCUCUUGCAAAAACCAGGGAGCUGAAGAGGCUUUGUGAGAGCACACUUUCAUCCAUGUUUGAUGGAAGGCCUGUUCAUAUAAUUGGCGAGAUCAAUACCUUAUUGAACAGUGGAAUUAGUGCUUGAACUCCUGAAAGGCUUUUUCUUGAGGCAAGAAUGUUAUUGUUAGGAUGAUAUAGAAGGUCGACGAUAGCUACUUUCACCAUUUAGUUCACACUCUUGCUGUAAGCUGAGGCUCCACAAGCAUAGAAAUUCAAUGUGGGUUUUGUUUUGACCCACUCAAUAAAAAUUACUGAACCUGAAAAGAUUUUUGUGAUCCUGCCUUGAGGGCAUUACUUCAAUCUAGACAUGUAUGCCUGCA